Messenger RNA from Aspergillus calidoustus, 936 nucleotides. Lineage: Eukaryota; Fungi; Ascomycota; Eurotiomycetes; Eurotiales; Aspergillaceae. The record is from the annotation of a GenBank genome assembly.
AUGGCAGGCCCCCUCCGCCAACCAAUCGACAUUGCCUCGCUCACAAACUACCUAACCUCGCACGUCCCCCAAAUCCAGACCCCAAUAACCCUUGCCCAGUUCGGCUUCGGCCAAUCCAACCCAACCUACCUCCUGACCUCCUCCACAAACGCAAAAUAUGUGUUGCGCAAGAAACCCCCGGGAAAGCUCGUCUCAGCAAGCGCACACAAAGUCGAGCGGGAAUACCGCAUCCUCAAAGCGCUAGAAGCAACCUCCAUCCCGGUCCCGCGAACAUACUCUCUCUGCACGGAUGGCUCCGUCCUCGGGACACCGUUCUAUAUUAUGGAGUUUCUGGACGGGAGGAUUUUUGAGGAUGCGACCUUGCCUGGUCUUAGUGCAAAGGAAAGAAAGGUGAUGUGGCGCGAGGCGAUGACGACGCUUGCGCGGUUCCAUAGGCUUGAUCCCCAGGCGGUUGGGUUGGAGGGGUAUGGAAGGGCCGGGGGGUUCUAUGAGCGGCAGCUGGAGACAUGGAGGGGUCUUGCGCGUGCGCAAGGGGUCGUCGUUGAUGUUGAGAGUGGGGAGGCUGUUGGUGAUGUCCCUGGGAUAGAGAGGAUGAUUGCGUUCUUCUCUGAUGAGCGAUAUCAGCCGGCGGAUCGAGCGUCUCUGAUCCAUGGGGACUUCAAGAUUGAUAACCUCGUCUUCCAUAAGACGGAGCCGAGGAUUAUUGGGAUUCUUGACUGGGAAAUGUCUACAAUCGGCCAUCCGAUCGCGGAUAUCGCAAAUGUCGUGCAUCCGUGGACGGUCAAUGGGUUGUCUCCGCGUGCCGCACGUGAAAUCGGGCUUCCAUCCGGCACAGCGCAUAUAGACGGUCUACCCUCGGUAGCCCAGUGCGUGGCCUGGGGAUUGCGGCCCGGUAUGCAGCGCGCCAGGCGACGAGCACAAAGGCUCGUGAGUUAG